GAGUGGGCGCGCGUGGGGUCGGGGCUCCGGUGGAGCAUCACUGGAACAUCGCUCGAGCGUCCUGACCGGCCGCCCGCCGAGCCUCCUAGAUGCUGGCACCGAAUCCGGGGAACAGCCGGUGUGGAGGUCGGAGAGCGCCAGUGCCUGAGGUCUGGCCGGCUAGUAGCGGGAAACCAGCUUCUCUGACCGAAGCUCUGGACUCUGCUGAUCCGGAGCGCUGAAGUGUGUCCGGUGCCACCCUGAUGCUCUCCUGGGAGUUGUGUUGCUCCUGGCUGAGAAAUAGACUUACCUCUUUCUUAGAUAGCGCUCCUGCGAGUGAUUUUCAGGACGCUGGAUGCUAAGACUAGACGAAUCAAGCCAAAGCCCCCGCGAGCCAGGCAGGCCGGUGUCGCGAGCCAGGCAGGCCGGUGUCACGGCCCUGUGAUUCUGGCAAGGGGGACCCUCUGCCUGGCUGCUGCUUCCCGAGACCCGUUCGGAACCUCUCGUGUACCUCGAAGCUCACCGUUUGUUUCCUACCAAAGAGCCUGGUUAAAUGUCCAUAAUGGCUGAGUUCUAUUUUGGAACAUAAUUUCUUUGGUUCUUCACCACCACUUUUUGGAGAGUGGACAGAAUCAUAAGCCGAAUAGAAUCUGACCAUUGGCUUUCAGCUGGCCAGGACCUUCUACCUAGCUUUCCUUUUGUGGCCCAUGUGCUGCAUCCUCUGCCCUCAGUGUGCAACUGGCCCCCAACGCAAUGUGUGUUUGUCAAACCAUGGAAGUGGGGCAGUAUGGCAAGAAUGCAAGUCGGGCUGGAGACCGGGGAGUCCUCCUGGAGCCCUUCAUCCACCAAGUAGGCGGACACAGCAGCAUGAUGCGCUACGACGAUCACACUGUGUGCAAGCCCCUCAUCUCUCGGGAACAGCGCUUCUACGAGUCCCUCCCUCCCGAAAUGAAGGAGUUCACCCCUGAAUACAAAGGCGUGGUAUCUGUCUGUUUUGAGGGGGACAGUGAUGGUUACAUCAACUUAGUGGCCUAUCCUUAUGUGGAAAGCGAGACUGUGGAACAGGAUGACACACCAGAACGGGAGCAACCUCGGCGCAAACACUCCCGCCGGAGCCUGCACCGGUCAGGCAGUGGCAGUGACCACAAGGAGGAAAAAGCCAGCCUGUCCCUUGAGACCUCUGAGAGCUCACAGGAGGCAAAGAGUCCGAAGGUGGAGCUGCACAGCCACUCAGAGGUCCCUUUCCAGAUGCUAGAUGGCAACAGUGGCUUGAGUUCUGAGAAGAUCAGCCAUAACCCCUGGAGCCUGCGCUGUCACAAGCAGCAGCUGAGCCGCAUGCGCUCUGAGUCCAAGGACCGAAAGCUCUACAAGUUCCUCCUGCUUGAGAAUGUGGUGCACCACUUCAAGUACCCCUGUGUGUUGGACCUGAAGAUGGGCACGCGGCAGCAUGGCGAUGACGCAUCAGCUGAGAAGGCAGCCCGGCAGAUGCGGAAAUGUGAGCAGAGCACAUCAGCCACGCUGGGCGUCAGGGUCUGCGGCAUGCAGGUGUACCAGCUGGACACAGGGCAUUACCUCUGUAGGAACAAGUACUAUGGCCGUGGGCUCUCCAUUGAAGGCUUCCGCAAUGCCCUGUAUCAAUAUCUGCACAAUGGCCUGGACCUGCGACGUGACCUGUUUGAGCCUAUCCUGAGCAAACUACGAGGCCUGAAAGCUGUGCUGGAGCGGCAGGCCUCCUACCGCUUCUACUCCAGUUCCCUGCUUGUCAUCUAUGAUGGCAAGGAGUGCCGGGCUGAGUCCUGCCUGGACCGCCGGUCUGAGAUGCGUCUCAAGCACCUGGACAUGGUGCUCCCUGAGGUGGCGUCAUCCUGUGGCCCCAGCACCAGCCCCAGCAACACCAGCCCUGAGGCGGGUCCCUCCUCUCAGCCCAAGGUGGAUGUCCGCAUGAUUGACUUUGCACACAGCACGUUCAAGGGCUUCCGGGAUGACCCCACCGUGCAUGAUGGGCCGGACAGAGGCUACGUGUUUGGCCUGGAGAACCUCAUCAGCAUCAUGGAACAGAUGCGGGACGAGAACCAGUAGGCCCUGUUCUGGGCCCCCAGAACCCCUUCCUCUCCACCCGCAGGCAGGGACCAUUGUUCUGAACUUGCCGUGAGGACACACAGACUUGAUUUUAAAGGGUUAUAUUUCUCUUUGGUGUAAACUAAAAGAAAUGUUUUUAGCGGUAGCCUGGAAUCCAUAUAUAUAAAGUGAAGGAGGGUAGACCACACGCCCUCUCAGCCAGGCUCCUCAGCUUUGUGGCUCUGAUUGGUGUGUCCAGGCUGCCUUAGGAAGGAAGAGGUGCCCCUGGUGGGCUUGGCAGCAGGGACAGGGUGCCCUUGGACAUUGGUUUCUCUUGUCUAGAUCUUUGAGGUCUGUGGCUGCAGGGCUCUGCUGAUUGUAAGGUAAAGCCCUGGGCUGGUGCAGGGCCCCUCCAUGCCCACUCUUCCCUUGUUCCCCAGAAGUAGAGGGCUUUGGGUGCCCAUUUCUUGGGGGCUUUCUGGUCUUAUGCUGUGGGUGUCAGCUAGCUCUUUAAUAGGUGCCCUCAGGGCACCACAGGGCUUACUGCACAAAGCUGGACCCAUCCUUGGGUCUGAUCUUAGUGUGGGGCUAGAUUAAUGAAGCUGGGCUGAGGCCAACUUAUGGCAGAGGGCAGGCCCUGGGUUCCCCAGGUACCUGUUGGCAUGUGACAGGUUGGCACCUGUCCUAUUCCUGAAACAGCCAGCCUCUCUCACCAAGUUCCCUUGCCUAAGAAGACCACUCCCUCCUACCCCACUGAAGUGGGGGAUAGUCGGUGUCCUAGCAGGCCUCAGGGCCUCUGGUGGCUCUGGCCUAGACAGUAUUUGCAGUUCUUGUGCUAUGGGUGGGAGUCGUCUUCUUUAAGUUUCGGCAGCUGUGCUGCUGCUGGAUGGGCUGCUCCUCCCAGGGCUCAAGGGCUGUGGUCCGCUCAGGGUCUCAUUUCCCCAGGCCAAGUUCAAGGUGGCAGCUCUUUGUGAGGCGCUCUUGGCCCUGGGCCUAGAGGGAGAACUUUAAGCUUUUUUGCUCACAGGGACAUGGUAUGGGCUCUGGGUGCAGGUGCCCACAUUCUGCUAAUGAGAGCUUUGUCUGAUCAGUCCUAGGUCCAUCAGUUUGUCCAUGUGUCCAGCUGCCAGCCCCUGUCCCUCGGGAUCCUUCCUCUGGGUUGUAGCCUUGUUCAUUAGUAUAUACUCAUUCCUUCAUGCUUUCCUCAGCAGAACACUCCCACUUCUGAGGUGAGCUUUUGCCUCAUGCCCUUCCUCCACAGGUGUUGCCUUUUUAUAAAGACCUGAUAGCAGAAUAAACUGGUGGUGUUUCCCUGUUGACCCAGCACCCUUUCUGUGGGCCUAGAAUAUGGCCCUCAACACUGACAGUGGGACAGUGAGGGCUUGAGGAGUGACCCUUCCUUUCUCAUGGUUUUAGUCAUUUUGCCUGCCAGCCCUUAAUGGCACAGACCUGCUGCUUCUAAAACAGAUGGCCAGGACAUGACACCGAUUUCAGCCAUUGCCGGGGUUAGCACCCUCUCCUUUGAGCCUAGGGUCACUGUUCAUUGUCACUUUAGGCAAGUGCCUGUUUGGCAUUAAAGGUAAGCCUGCCAGCUGUGAGAGGCCUUGGUAACUGAUGGACUCAUUUCCUGGUCCUUAGAGAUGCAGCUUCUUAAGGGCUCCUUGAUGGAUGCCAUCUCUCCUAGCCCCCGGCUCUGGUGCCACUGGUGGGCAGGUUCCCAUUCUUUGGGGCUGGGAGGGACAGCUUGGCUGUUUCUGGUCAGAAAUUACGGUUUUCUCUCCUGUACCAUUCUGUGGCUUCAGCCAUGGGGGCAGUAGCCCUUCAUUAGUGUAGACUUAGUCAUUCCCUGGUAGGGUGGAGGGUAAGACAUAGGGUCUGGAGCUGUUUGGGACCUUUUGGGGAUGUCCUGUGCCUCCCAAGUUCCUAGAUUCUGGGAGGAGAGGCUGCCACAUUCUGCUGCUCCUCACAGCGAGCAAAGGCUUCAUCCACUUACAUUCAGUAUUUUCCUGGCACUACAAAGAGUGGGAAGGCCUGGAAUUUGCUGCUGCUCCCCUAGAGCAGGGCCCCUCUUUUCAGCACUUUGGACACCUGGAGACCCAGCCCUGUUAUUUAAUGGUAGUGGGCAAGUGUGUGUGCAUACUGUCUGCCACUGCUUUCUCCCUGUCCCAUGCCAGAGCCCUCUCCCUGCCAGGCCCUGCCUUAGCCCCAACUUGGGACCAAAGUGCAACAUGGGAUCAUGGGUUGGGGUGCUCGGGUGACCCCUCUCUAUAGUGCUUCCCUGGGCCAAGCUGACACCAGCCCCUGAGGGUAGGGUGGGGUGGGACGGGUGGUGCUUAAAAGAGGAAGGGGACCAGUGUAGCAAAUUGCUAGGGACCCCCACCCUUCCCUCUCUGGGCCUGUGCAAUGGGCGUGGGGAUUCCCAUCAUGGGGCCUGGCGCCUGUGCUAGUUCCGUAGCUGCUGUACACGCGCUCACUCCUGACCACAUGCACGUUCCCUAGAUGCAGAUUGCUUUGAACUUUAAAGCUGUACAAUUUGGUUAUGUUUGUGCUGACUUAAAAAAUAUUUUAAUGAGAAAAAAAAUGGACAACCCUGGGAAGGACCUGGUUCUUUUGCUUCUCGGGGAACUGUAAGCCCCCGCGUUCUGGGAAUCGCUCUCUGCUCCUCUUCUUGGAAGCUAAGCCUGUCCCCACCGCCCGAGGUCUGCGCCCGGACACUAACCCGUGGCUCCCGCCGCAGUAGUGUUUGCUUUGGACCUUGCGUGAGGGGUGCUCGGUCCGAGCCCGCUCCUUUCUGUACACCUAGCGCUGCCCGCCCCGCUUGUGUCUGAGGUCGUGUAUGUCAAAAAUAAAGCCGCUAGAAACGGA
Messenger RNA from Cercocebus atys (sooty mangabey), 4902 nucleotides. RefSeq names its product inositol hexakisphosphate kinase 1 (gene IP6K1). The coding region runs from base 733 to 2058 and encodes 441 amino acids. Lineage: Eukaryota; Metazoa; Chordata; Mammalia; Primates; Cercopithecidae. Gene Ontology annotation, molecular function: inositol hexakisphosphate kinase activity. The transcript has 6 exons. Gene Ontology annotation, cellular component: nucleus; cytoplasm. Gene Ontology annotation, biological process: phosphatidylinositol phosphate biosynthetic process; inositol phosphate biosynthetic process. The record is from RefSeq and is a predicted model, not a curated record.